Pseudo-nitzschia multistriata is the source of this 4195-nucleotide messenger RNA. NCBI's taxonomy places the organism in Eukaryota, Bacillariophyta, Bacillariophyceae, Bacillariales, Bacillariaceae. The record is from the annotation of a GenBank genome assembly.
CAACUAUUGCGGGCAUGCGCGCACUGAGCGUGUAAUUAACGACGUCGGUCGUCAUUCUUUUGUUCGAAGUACUAAUUUACAAUUCAAUUCUUUAUUUAUUCAAAUUUCUUUUUCUUUUCCGCCAAUGGAGAGAAACAAGAACAGUGAUGAUGAUCUUUUUGACAGCAAGUACGAGUUACUGGUACGAAUAACGUGUUGCCCAAUAAUACCAUUUGGCCUUCAGGUUUAAAAGGCCUCAYUCUGCUCCAAGUAGUAAAGUAGAAAGAAACGAAAAUUCUUCUGGGAAAAUACUCGAGUCGGUAAAGCCUUGGUUCUGCGACCGAGUGGAAAGGAGCAGGAAAGCAAGCUACUCAGGUGUAACCUUGUAAUUGCUUAUGAUGGUAAUGGGCCGAGGUAAGGUUGUUGUUGCUCAUGACCUGCGAAUAUAUUGUCUCUAGCUAGCAUCGCAUCGUGUUUACAUCAAUGAGUGAGCUUCUUGUGAGUGUGGGCUAGCGCUCACUCACCAUUGAUUCGUGAUUUAGGCUCACAACGCUGGGGGGACCGGGAAAUUCAAUUUUCCGAAAACAUUGAAAUCGUCUAGUUGCAGCGCAUGUCAUCAGGAGACUUCCUAAUAGUACCGUACGGUACGGUACAUACCACACUUUCGUGUUCUGAUGUGAGUGUGUUUGAUGUUUGAUCUGUGUACGGCAGAAAAGCAAAGCGUUACAGAACAGAGCCCAACACGGCACAGCACGGAUCGACGGUGGCGGUAGGACAAUGCCGGAGAGCACUACCGAAACGGUGCCAGAUUUAUUAUUGCCAUUGCCAGGCAAACUACGGGAGGGCCAGCAGAGAUCUUUCGUCGUUGCGACAAAAAGGAGAAAACGUUUUUGGGUGUCCAGCUCAAUUGACCCGCUGCUUUGGCGGCGGCGGUCGUUGGUGGUGGUGGCGGCGGUGCUGCUCCUGCUCCUGCCAAAUUUGAAUCGGCAUUUGCGGUUGCACCUCUUGAUGCUUUCCAUCCCGGUAAUAGGUGCAUCGGCAGCGAAUGCAGCAGGGCCCACGGCCCUAGUGAAGACGGUGGCGAUGGUUCCAAAUCGCCGCGUCUUCGAAUUUCGAGCACAAAGGCUCAGUUGGCGCCAUAUGGUAGCUAGAACUAGAACAUCCUUUGUUGGCACUGGUACCAGCAAUAUCGCUAGUACUAACUCACUUGGAAAUGGUGGCGUAUUGAUUUUAUCACCACCACCAACUACGAGUACAAUUGCAACGACCAACACAAUGAUGUUCUCGGAUCAUUGCCACUACCACCCACAAAACACGAGUGGUCUACGAUCUCGCACCUUCCUCCUUUCCCUUCGUUCACCUAGGUGUGCGAGAACAAGCAGGCAAUCCCAGGACCGGUGCGGUUCGAAGCGCAACCUCCACCGAGAAAACCACGGCGAGGAAACCGAGGACCCGAGGGCGGAGCCAUCACUCUCUCCCAUCCAGAAACCGAUCACCGACAAGCAGCCACCGCAGCAGCCCUUCACGCACGUGCCUCCGGGCUCACAACUACCAACAGAACUCUCAACCCUGGCGGUAUCGAUUCGUGAUCGGGUCCGGAUUUUAUUCGAGCACCACGGCGUGUUUGCUUGCCGAACACAAGGGCAAGGAGGCUGGCAGCAUCACAACAACAUCAGGGAUGGUGUGGAAAGUAUCACCAUUGCUCUCCCAGUAGUCAUCUCGGUUAGCGGUGGGUGCGAUUCGGUGGCCCUGUUUCACGCGCUCCUGGAAUGGAACCGUAGCCUUCAGGGUAUGCAAAAUGCACCUCGAUACGAUCCCCUGGCAACCGGACAAAACCACGGCUACAACCUGGACCUCUCGAUUACGGUGGUGCAUUUUCACCACCGCCAGCGACCGGAGUCCGCAGACUCCGACUGCGAACUCGUCCGGGGUAUGGUUGCUACAGCCACGUCCGACGGAAUGCAGCGCCUUGCCUUCCGGUUGGAGGACUGGAAGAAUGUUACCAUCGAAAGCGACGACUCCUUUUCUUCGUUUUCCCAGGACAGGGCCCGCGUGUGGAGGCGGACCAAGCUGGAGGAGUGCGCUUCGGAACAGCUCCGUCUUCUUCACGAAAGAGCAAGGAGCAGCAGCAGUGGCAAGCGAGACUUCUUCGCCGCCCCCUUUGGAGUGGUGCUUACAGCCCACCACGACGAUGACUCUUACGAGACCGUCCUUAUCAAGCUCCUGCGUGGGGUCCACCUACUGAAUCUCCAUGACAAGGCGACCAUUGCAAGCAUUGCUCCCAUGCCUUCUAGCAGUGUGGGGUUCUGUUCCCAAAAGAACAGUGAUCGAACGGAUGGCCAUUCUGAGAUAGAGAGUUCGAUCUAUCUCGUGCGCCCCUUUGUCACCGAUACCACCCCCUACAAUCACCAACAGGGAAUUCCCCUCCCUGGACACACCAAGGACGAUCUGCUUCGGUAUCUCACCGAACGAAAUCUCCCCUGGAGAGAGGACGAGUCCAAUAAAGAUCCGAAAUACCUGCGCAACCGGGUCCGGAACGAGCUCAUUCCCCUCCUGGCGGAAUUGUCGGAAGACUCGUUUCGGACCAAGCGGCUGCCGGCCCUGCUGGAACAGAGCCGGAACCUGAGCGGGGAAGUGACUCCCAGGGUCGAAAAGUACCUCCAAAACGCUCUGGUGAAGCCCGAGACCGGAACAGCCGGUGUUGACAGAGGUGAAUCGUCGACAUCCCUGUUUUCGAUCAAAGAGUACAGUGACGAUGGAAACGACGGAAGCAAAAGCAGCAGCAGAUGGAUCCGCUCCCAGGCUCUGUAUGAGUGGAUGUCCCGGAGCAUCGCAGAGCAGCUAAAGAAGCGGCAACUUACAAAAGACGAAGGUGCCACGAUAGUUUCAAACCAACCCAACCGCCACGUUCUGUCCUACGAAAGCCUCCAGCGGGUCUUGAAGCAGCUCGAGAUGUAUCCCGAUCGCAACCAAUGGACACUGGAACUCGGGGCGGGGUGGAUCGUACAGCGCAUGGGCGAUGUCUUGAUGGUGCAAGAAGCGGAUGCCGGAGAAGAUCCAUACGAUGCCAGCUUCGAUGAGAACCACCAUCGGAUUGAUUGGGAGUGGUCAUUUGCCACGAGCAGCAACAACGAGAACGAUGCACAGCAGGACAGCGACAAAAACAAACGGUUGCCGGGGGAGGAAGAGGACGAUUCCGAGCAGAUGCUCUUGAUCGGUGUUUCUCGCGAGUUUCUUCAAACAACGGAGAGCGACUUAGAGGGGUUGAGCUUCUUCUCGACCACACUGCGAAUAGCAUCAGCCACUAUGGAUGGUGCCGAUACUGUUGUGCCGAACGACUCAAGCAACAGCGGCAAAAGAAAGGCUCGUGCGCUACGGUUUUCCCCACCCUGGAGGAACUCACCUCUGAAACUUCGGGCGUUUUUGAGGGGGCAAAAGGUCCCGAUGCGCCUGCGAGAUGAAACGCGCCUGCUCUUCGCAGAAUUGCCAAGCGAUCCACCGAAUCCUCCCCGACUUGUGGCCGUCCGCGUCAAAGACAAAUGGAUCGUGAGCAAGGAAUUUCUAGCAGAGAGCAACCCAGAUAAAAAGUGUGAAGCAUUGUCGCCUCCGUUCUCUGCCAUCAUUGGAGCGGAAGACGAACCUCCUUCUUGUGCUGAAAAUAUGGAGAUCGCAACGAUAGCUCUAGCGGUGUAUCCCAAAAACACGUGAAACAAAGUCUCGAGUCAAUGAAGGGCUAUGGUGUGUGCUGGAGGGCUUGAGUCAAACACAGGCUUCGGUGUGUGCUGUCUCUGAUUUAUUCGAGGUCGUCCAACACGAAUAGAUAGAGCGACGCUAACACCAAAAAAUAUUGGGACUUGCACGCGCCACAAUUUAAGCAAUUCCUUUCAAUAGACAUUGAUAGAAAGAAAUAGAUGCCUGGCCGGUGUGUGACAACAAGACGAAAAAGGCGAGAGGGAUGCUAGCAUCGAUCGAAUCAAAUGCAAUGCAAUACAAUACAAUACAAUACAAUAUACAAUUUCGAGGAGACCACAGCACAUCAUUUGUCCAGAACUAUGUGAAUGCUACGGCAUUAUGAUUUAUUAGUUUCUUGCCAUGUCGAGAACUAGUCCCCUCAUUCCUCAGCAUGUUGGUUUUGGAUUAUGUGAGAAUUCCUAUGUGGAACUUUAAUGUGUAGAACUCUUAAUUCAAGAGGAAUAGCACAGCCUAGAAAAUGUCC